AUGACUCCUUCAAAGACUACGAUAUCCUGCGAUGGCCAAGACAUGGAUGAGGCCCGAUCCGCAUCUGCUCUCCUCUCUUCUCCUCUUUCAACUCCCCGCACGACAAGUCCUGAGCUGGUCUCAAUUCAGUCGCUGGCCGACCAAAACCCGACACCACUCAGCAUGAUGGACGAUUCAUGUUUCCUCGAUAUUGACAAGUUCAUCUCGACUGGUCUCGAAGCGGGCAGUGUUAGUGCUCCAGCUAGUGUCGACAAGACUGCAGCACCCUCCAGCCAAUCACCAUUGAAUUCGGCGGGGUCGCCCACUAGACUUGCAGACCCCAGCACCCAAGGCCAGCACAGCGCAGAUCUUCCAGGGCAUAAAGAGACUGCAGAUGACGGCAACGCCGAGCAGACACGUGCCGCUGAUGAUGGUAAAGUCCCUUGUUCAAUUGGGGAGAAUUCCGAUUUACAUCAAACUCUAGAUGGAAACCCGAGCGAAAAGUCUCCAGCAAUUAGCGAAACAAGUCAGCCAGAAGACGGUGCUUCGCAAGCGCACCCAAAAGUUAAUUCACCGUCUGCUUUAAAUACGACAGGCCUGGCUGCCCAAAAUAGCAACGCCCCAUCAAACGCCGCCGACCCUGCUCUUGGUUUCAGGGGCCCUCAUUCCGAUCAGCACGAGUAUCAAAUAGAUAGUUCGACCAGCUAUCAGCAAUACGAGACUGCUCCAGCUCCAGCUCCAGCGCCCACAGGGCCCUCAUCAGUGGGAGCGCGCCCUGCACCAGGGAAAGCCACAGCACCCGCACAGGCAAGUAGUCACUGCAGUGCUACGCAAAGCGCCACCCAGGCCAUGUCCAGCACGGCCUCCACUAGCAGCGAUUCUGUCCCCCCUGGGCAUCAAAGACACCGCAACACUCAUUCCUCACAAGACAACGACCUCUCUCCCUCACGCAACACAUCCCUUUCUUCACGACUAAGUGGUAUCCGAGUCGAUACGAAUUUUGUCAGGCCGACGCCAAGGCCAAUCGUUCGCACCGCUCCCGAUUCGCCAUCCCUUAAUAUCAAACAUCCAACUCCCGACAUUACCUCCCAGGCUCGAUCUGGAGCGUACGUUGGCAACAUCGCACAACUCGAAGCGACCGCCGAACGGCUGUCUAUGACAAGUUCCAUCGACGAUGCGAUACGAGAUUUACAUACUGAACUAAAGCGAUCCGAUAGUCGGCGUUCCUCGAUACUUGCUGCCAGCCUCAAAGCCUCAGGGUCCAUUGACGAUUACACUAAUAAUCCCGGUUCCGCUGUUGAACAAUUAAGACGACAUCCCUCUAUCGCUUCUUCCAUCGUAUCAACGAAUAACGCUGCACGCCACGGUGGUUAUUCUCCUGGCGGAUACGUCCUUUCCCCGAACCACUCUUUUACUGGGCGACUUAGAUCAGGGUCCAAAAAUUCGGCAGGCCGACCAGACUUUGACCUCGAUUCUGUCUUGUCACGACACGGCCCAGGCAAGGCAUCUAUCAGAAGUGUUCGCUCUACCAAGCAAUCGCUUGCAGAGAUUUCAGAAUCCGAGCCUAUUGCCCUGACACAGGACGUUCUCGACAUGGCUGACAAAACCCCUGUCAAGAACCCCGAGGGUGAAUCCCUAUUGCCCGAGGAGCUCCGCGACGCCAAUAUGCCCGCUACCGAUGUUUUCCAGAACAUGAUGGGGGAUGACAACUUCAUGGAAUCCAGGAACGAGCAUCUACAUGUCAAAGCACACACUGGUCUACCGACCGAACAGGAGUCCCGAGAUCCCAAGCGGCCUGGAAGCUCGCACUCAGACACGACUUUCCAACAAUGUCAAGAUGCGUUUGGUGAUUUUGAUGGUGUUCACUGGGUUCCCGAUCAAGAUGACCCUUACGCUCUUCCGGACGACCUUGAACCUCAACCACAACAUUCAGCAGCCCAUCGACCUGCACCUCGUCCUGACAUCAGACCGCAAUCUUAUAUGGACCCUGAGUCGGGUCAACAAAUGCUCUACUACCCAGCUCGUGUACCUGCUAUGCUCAACCUGCCUCCCAAGCUCUCGAACAAGCCCAAGGCCAGCGAAAGGAACAAGCGACGAUCCCAGGUGAUGAGCGCUAUGCUUGAUGGUGGGAGAAAAUCACAAGCUAUGGAUGCCAAUAUCCCUGCUCCGGAGCGAGAUACUACCAGGGACUCGUGGCUGCCCGAUCCCCUCGCUGGUCAUCGAGCAUCAUUCGUUGCCUUGUCUUCUGACGAGCUCAGAGAGCUUGGUCAACAGCCCGACCCAGGUCAUCCUGUGCUUCCAGAGCAGACGGCCGCCCCUGCUGUGCAACCAGUCGAAGCACCGGUUGAAACCUUGAGACGUCCUCAAAAGCUCCGAAAGAACCCUGAUGAGCGAAAGUCGAGAAUGUCCAACCUGCCACCGCAACUGAGAGCCAGUGCUUACUUCGAUCUCCCCGACAACACACAGCCAGAUAUCGAAGUCAAGGAUGGCUCAGCGAUGGCCACUCUCGAGAGCAUCCUGGACGCUUCUGCCAAUGCCCCUGUUAGUGCAUUCACCGAUCAUGAGCGUGCUGGUAGACUUGGCAAGGAAGUUUAUGGUCCAGAGAAGAAACGGGCAUCUGUUGCUGCAUCCGUUGCUCUUCAACCCGAGGGUGACAAGAAACAUGCCAGAAAACGGUCUUCUUUCAUGUGGCUUGGCAAGCGUCACAGUCACGUCAGUGAUGACAACAAGGACCAAAAGGCUCACUCAGAGGCUGGUUUGGGACCAGUCAACGCUGACACGAACGCUGGUGAGAACGAUGGCUUGGCCCGCAGCGUAGAUGGUCGCAACGAUGGACACAGUGAGGAUGAGGCUGCGGAGGAUGCCGAAGAUGCCACUGAUGAAGAAGCAUACAAUGGACCUCCGACAACACUACUGGCCGAACUACAACUACGUAAACAACAGCAGAAGGAGCGUACCCAACGAACAUUCCCAGGUGGUAUGCACGCUACGUUACUGGAGAUGGACGCAGUUGCCGAGACGCAGAAGAAAGCAAGGAAUAACAAGCGUAUCAACUUGGCCUGGGAAGAGGGCGCAGCACAGCCUGUUGAUGAAGAUUCUGACGAUGAGGACAUCCCCUUGGCUGUCAUCGCGGCACGUAACCAGGGUGCAAAGAAUGUUAUGGAUUUGAACCGCCCCAUCGGUUUGAUGGAGCGUCGUGAGAUUGAGGAGAACGAACCUCUCAGCCACCGCCGAGCUCGUCUUCAUGGCCAGGAUCCUCGAUCCAUGGUCCUCACCAACCGACCUAGCAUGAAUAACCUCAGCGCCAAUUAUCUUCCUACGACACCUCACUCUGCACAUCACUCAGUGCAGAACGCAUCCACUGUGCCGGAUGAUGAAUUCGAAGGCGAAACACUUGCGGACAGGAAACGGCGCCUUGCUGCCAAGGAAGAGGCCGAAAAUCUUUUGCCCAAAGCACGACCUGUCAGUGGAGCCUUCUCUGUUGAGCUUCUCAAUCAGUUUGAGGACCCCGAAGAGAAGAAAAACAAGGAAGAGGAGGAGAACAAGCCCAAGACAGGCGAAGAGGAAACUUUGGGGCAGCGUCGCCGUCGCUUGCAAGCUGAGCGCGAGGCCCGUGAACGAGAGAUGAGCUUCAACCAGUUGAACAGUCCACAGGAACCGGAGGCGCCAAUUCCUGGUGUCAAUGGCCGAAUGCACCAAAUGUCGAGCGUUCUUUCUGCUCAUCCCAAGAGGGAAGUCAAUGAGGCUAUGGCUGAGCGUGAGCGUCUCGAGCGUGAGAGAAGACUGGUUAGAGAAGGCAACGCCAAGAUGGCUGCCUAUAGAAACCAGAUGCCUCAGGCUCUAGGAGUUGCAGGCAAUGCUCAUUCUGGUGGCUACCGUGGGGGCACUUUCAACAACGGUCUUGGUGGUCAGAACUCUCAAGCCGCCAUGUCUUCACCAGCUCUUCAUACCCAGAUUUUCAACCAGCCUGCUCUUAACCACCGUAAGAGCGCAGUUUUCAGUACAUAUGGUGCGCCGAUGCAGCAAGCUCCCUACGGCGCUUCGACUGGGAACUUGGGUGCGAUUAACGGCAUGGGCCCGUAUGGCGCCGGUGGCAUGAGCGUCUAUGGUGCAGGCAUGUUGCAGCCCGGUAUGCAAAUGCCCGGUCAGGGUGGCUCUUCCAACAGAAUCGAGCAGUGGCGUCAAGGCGUUCUCCCUUGA
Fusarium coffeatum is the source of this 4179-nucleotide messenger RNA. RefSeq lists its product as uncharacterized. The record is from RefSeq and is a predicted model, not a curated record. Bases 1 to 4179 code for a protein of 1392 amino acids. NCBI's taxonomy places the organism in Eukaryota, Fungi, Ascomycota, Sordariomycetes, Hypocreales, Nectriaceae. The transcript has a single exon.